Messenger RNA from Drosophila hydei, 2191 nucleotides. RefSeq names its product 4-coumarate--CoA ligase-like 7. Bases 65 to 1684 code for a protein of 539 amino acids. Gene Ontology annotation, biological process: long-chain fatty acid metabolic process; fatty-acyl-CoA biosynthetic process. The transcript is spliced from 5 exons. The record is from RefSeq and is a predicted model, not a curated record. Gene Ontology annotation, molecular function: long-chain fatty acid-CoA ligase activity. Lineage: Eukaryota; Metazoa; Arthropoda; Insecta; Diptera; Drosophilidae.
UGUUAAAUAGUCGCUUACGAGACUUUGCAGAGAAUAGUCCCAGUUACUAAUAAGCUGAACGACAAUGCAGAGCAAUUGGAAUAGCAGAGACAAAACAUGGACUGGAUCUCCUCGCAGCUCCAUGUAUGACUAUGACACAUCUGCGGGUCGAAUCAUUUUCAAUACCUUAAGCAAUUGGCCGAAAAAAGUGUUGCAGAUAUCAGAUAUCGAUGGAGUAACCGUAACAAGUGAACAGGCCCUCACAUGGGCCAUUCGCAUAGCCCAGUUCCUCAAGAAACGCGGAUUUGACCACAACAGCGUCGUUGGAAUUGCAGCUGCCAAUAGCACGUAUAUCAUGCCACUGGCCGUGGGUUGUUUAUUUAAUACCACACCAUUUCACGCUAUCAGUCCGAUGUUUGACGAAGGUACGGAUUUUCUAUACAUUAAGUUUAUGUUCGAGACAACCAAACCAAAGCUGAUAUUCUGUGACAAACAGGAGUACAACAAAAUUGUCGCUGCCACCAAGGAUUGGAGUCCCGAGGUGUACACCGUAAGCGAGCCCAUAGAGGGCAAGCCCAGCAUACAGAGUCUAUUGGAGCCCACGAAUACGGAAAAGUUCUACCAUCCGGAACCCCUCAAAAAUGGUGGCGAUCAAACUGUGGUCAUCCUCUGCUCAUCCGGAACUACGGGACUGCCGAAAGCCGUGUGCAUUUCCAAUUCCGUAUUUAUGCAGGAUAACUUACUUGUCAACAGCGAAACGGUCUUCUUUAUUCAGAGUGCCUUGGAUUGGAUCUCAGGUCUGUGGGCUUUCAUGUUCAGCGUGGUCUUCGGAAGCACUCGAAUCAUUUCGAAUAAGCCUUUUUCCCCGGAGAACAUUGUGCAACUUGUGCAGAAAUACAAAAUAACGUAUAUGACCUUGGCACCUGUUCAUUUGGCCGUCCUUGCCACUAGCCCCGCUGCCAAGCCCUUCGCCCUGUCCUCCUUACGUAACCUGAACUACGGCGGUACCAUUGUUACCGAAGCAACCCUAAAGCGCAUGAAGGAGUUGUGCAAGAAUGCGAUUAUUACCUCGGCCUACGCAAUGACCGAGGUGGGAGUGAUUACGCUAAAUGUGGGUGUGCAGAAUGCGACAGCGACUGGCAAGCCGAUGGCCGGCAUGACCAUACGGAUCGUGGAUGACGAUGGAAAUAACUUAGCCCACAACGAGGUGGGUGAGAUCCUAGUUCACACCGGCAUGAAGUGGAAUGGCUACUACGGAAAUCCCGUUGCCACACGCCAUAUACUUGACUUCGAUGGCUGGAUCCAUACAGGAGACUUGGGCUACUUCGAUGACGACAACCUACUGAAUGUCAUUGAUCGCAAAAAGUCCAUGCUCAAGUACCAGGGCAUUCACUACUGGCCCGCCGAAAUCGAGAAUGUCAUCAGAGAGCUGCCGCAGGUGCGCGAUGUCUGUGUUGUGGGCAUACCUGACAGUGUGCUUGGCGAUGUGGCUGCCGCGCUGGUGGUCAAAAGCCCAGACGGCAACAUCACUCAAGAAGAAGUUAAGAAUCAUGUGGCCAAGCGCUUUAUCCCCAUAAACAAGCAUCUGCAUGCCGGUGUUCGGUUCAUCGAUAAGCUGCCCGUCAACAACAAUGGCAAGGUUAUGCGAAUUGCAGCCCGCGAGCUCUAUAAGUCGCUGAGUGACACAACAGCUAACGGAAACUAAACAUAAAUAAAAAGUAAUCAGUUUUAAUUCAAUUCAUCUUUUAUUAAGAUAAGGAAUCCAUAAAUUCGCAAUGCGCAAAUUGCUUAGCUUCAACUCGUUUGAUUGUAUUUCAAUUAAACUUAAACUUAUACAAAUGAGUUGUGAGUGGCUAAUCAGACAAUAUAAAUUAAAUUUAAGUUGAAAUUCAAGUAUGCCAAACUCUUGAGAGAUUUACCACUCGGUAAAUCAAUAAAAUGUUCAUAAGACUUAACCAAAAUCGUAAACAUUCUAUUGGUGGAGAAAGUCAACAGUUAUCCUCCAGCAAAGCCGGGCGAUCAUAACUAUCUUACGGAAGAUAUGGAUUCAAUAGAGCAAAAUUUCUGAGAGUCCAAAGGUAAAGCUUUGGCCAAGAUAUUUGAAAUUCUAUUAGCUCUUCAAAAUAAUUCACGAUUUAGCACUCAGUAAUCGCAACACCUUAUCAGAUAUAAGUAAGCAAGAGUAAGUAGCAGGUGUCUGGAUUCUAUAACA